Molecule: messenger RNA, 1152 nt
Organism: Radiomyces spectabilis
Lineage: Eukaryota; Fungi; Mucoromycota; Mucoromycetes; Mucorales; Radiomycetaceae
Product: autophagy-related protein 17
Exons: 10
Coding region: 1-1152 (383 amino acids)
Biological process (GO): piecemeal microautophagy of the nucleus; autophagy of mitochondrion; activation of protein kinase activity
Cellular component (GO): phagophore assembly site; Atg1/ULK1 kinase complex
Molecular function (GO): protein kinase activator activity; molecular adaptor activity
Source: RefSeq, a predicted model, not a curated record
AUGAUUGAAAAGACAUGGCCCAAAAUCCUCUUUGUGAAUAAUCAUAUCAUUAUACAACUGAGCUCAUUAGAACGCAUUCGCGAGUAUCUUUCACUGAAAACAGAAGAAGACCGUGAAGCUACUUUGGCGACGGUCUCCAUGGAAUUAGAACGGAUAUUUGAUAUGCUUCGUAACUCAAAGAUCGAUGAGGCUAUCUUGCGAGUAAACGAAGAAAGGGAAAGAAAAAGUCAAACCAUGACCGAUACAAACGUCGCCAGAGGGGAUAAACCAGUAACCUUGUUUCAUUACAUUGACGAUCAAGCUGUGCUUGAAUUACAGCGGCAAGCCGACGACGAAAUCGGAGAAGUAGAGAGUUUAUGUGCAUCGUUGGUUUCAAUUACCAAGGCAUUAUCCAACACCAUUGCCGAGUUGGCGGCCUUGCAAGAAUCAUCUCUUUCCAUUUCUCUGGAAGAAUCCGUAUCGGAUUUUGCAAACGAAAAGCUACAAAUUCAGGAAACAGAGAUCACCAAAAUGGCAGAUAUCCUGACCAGUCUGACAAAUCAUUAUGAUCAACUCGGCGAGGCCACGAGGUUAUGUCAGUCAGAUCCGGAAGCCUGCCAUCAAUUGGAUAUCACCGUUUUACGGGAUGAUCACGACCAUAUACCCGACAUUCUCGAUGAUUUGCACGAAUCCAUGGAAAUCGUCGAUUCCCUGGAACAGUUCGGGUCAGCUGGUGGCCAAGCUGAUAUGAUUUGCGAGCGAAUGAUGACAGCAGAGGCCGAUAUGAAAGAACGCGAUUACAAUCUCGAGAAUUACUUCAAACAGUUGUCCUCACUAGCAGAGUGGUAUCGCUUAUAUGCGGCCUCGUAUGGUCACUUGAUCCUCGAGAUUGAACGGCGACGCAAAGUCUCUGAAAAACAAGAGAAAAUGCGCAGGGAAAUUCUAAAGCUCUUUGAAGACACCUAUGAAGAUGAAUUGCAAGAGCGCCACCGAUGGUUUCGUGAACAUGGAGAAUAUUUGCCACAGGAUCUAUGUCCUUUUAUUUACGAUCCUCCUUCCAACUUUACUAUAGCCAUAGAACAAGAAGCAGGCCAGCUACCCAGACUAUCGCAAGCAACAGUAGACAAGGUACGUGUCGAGAAACUGUCAUAUCAUGGGCUACAUCAGUGGUGA